This is a messenger RNA of Vicugna pacos (alpaca), 2563 nucleotides long. NCBI's taxonomy places the organism in Eukaryota, Metazoa, Chordata, Mammalia, Artiodactyla, Camelidae. The record is from RefSeq and is a predicted model, not a curated record.
UUAGUAGAAAGUCAGCUACUUGAAAAAAUAGGAUAGGGGUUACUUAAAGUUUUCUGCAAAAAGUUCCAAUGAAAAAUGUAGGGAUGAAUAGGUGGAGCAUAGGGUCAGUGAAACUAUUCUAUAUGAUGCUGUAAUGGUGGAUACAUAUCAUUUUACAUUUGUCAAAAUCCAUAGAAUGUACAACAUGAAGAGUGAACCUUAACUUAAGCUUGGACUUUAGUUAGUAAUGUAUCAACAUUGGCUUAUCAAUUGUAACAAAUGUAGGACACUGAUGUUAAUGAUAGAGAAAAAUAUGAGAGGUGUGUGGGGGUGUCUGUGGGAAUGCUGUGUAUUCUGCUCAGUUUUUCUGUAAACCUAAAACUGCUCUAAAACAUGAAGUCUAUUAAUUUUUAAAAAUAACAUAUAGAUAGAGAGAUAGAUAGAUAUGUAUCACACUGAAAUGAGGCUGCUAAAAAGCGAAUGCAAUUUUUGCCAAAGAAGGUAAUAUUGCUCCUAUUUUCUGAGUAUUUCAAAAGGCAACUGAUAUGGUGAAUGGUUUGGAAACCAUGUCAUGAGAAACUGGGAAAACUGUGAAUAUUUCUUUGAAGAGGAGAAAACUUCGUGGAGGCAGCAUGGUGAAAUAAAGAACAUUAUUUAUCGCAGAUAUUGCAAUGAUGGUUUCAGAAAAUUUUAAUAUAGAGGCACCCAACUAUUUGUCCAAAGAAUCUGAAGUUCUCAUUUAUGCAAGACAAGAUUCACAGUGCAUUGAUUGUUUCCAAGCUUUUUUGCCUGUGCACUAUCGCUAUCAUCGGCCACAUAGUCAAGAUGGAGAAACCUUUAUUGUGGUCAAUAACCCUGAGUUAUUGAUGUAUUGUGACCAAGAGUUUCCAAUUUUGAAAUGCUGGGCUCAGUCAGAAGUGACAGCUCCUUGUGCUUUGAACAGUAAGGAUAUCUGCCAGUGGAACAAUAUGAAAUAUAAAUCAGUUUAUAAGAAUGUGACUCUACAGGUUCCAGUGGGACUGACCAUACAUACCUCUUUAGUAUGUUCUGUGACUCUGCUCAUUACCAUCUUGUGUUGUACUCUGAUCCUUGUGGCUGUUUUCAAAUAUGGCCAUUUUUCCCUCUAAGUUUUAUGCAGUUAAAUGCGUUCCAGAAACCUAAGUAAGACCUAUUCAUUUGCGACUAGAAGCGUUCUUCUAGAAUUACGUCAUUACUUUUGUCUUUUGUCUUCAUUUAUGGCUAAUAUUAUGUCUACUAGAGGAAAUUCUGGAUCAUUCUCAACUAAUUUCAAAAUUCAGUGCUCUGUUGUAUAGACCUUUGAUAACCCUCAAGCAUCAAGUGCCAAUAGAGGAAACUUAAUUCUGUUAAAUUAAUAUUUAUUUUGUGAGAAGUGACUUUAUCUUCAUUUAGGUUAUAAGUGAAUACUUUAGUAGAGAUGAAUUAUUGCUAAAAAUUGAGAAAAUUGUUUUUGAAUAAGAAUAAUUUGGAUGAAUCAGACUUUAUUUAACUGUUUAUCUUAACGAGAAUAUUAGAGUAAUUUAUCCAGGAUUUCAAAGAAAAUCAUUAAAGUAGGACAGCUAAGAAAUUAUGAAAAUUGAUUAUUUCUUAAAGCAUUUCCAUUCUCCUUUUAUAGUUUUUAGUACUUCUUUUGAAUAUAUGAAUUGGCAAAGGGCUUAUGAAAUUACGUACUAAGAUUUAGUUCUGAUUUAAUACUGAAUUUGUCAGGAACACAAUUCAGAUUGUCAUUUUAAAGAGUAUAUUUUAUUAAGUUGUACAGCUACAAAACUUUCUUUGUAUUUUCAGGUGAUUUUUUUUUAAAAAAAAGGUCUUGAUUGACUCUUUUUCUUUGGAAAAAAUUAGAAAAUAAAGUAAGUGCCAUAAGCUAAUUAAAAAAUAAAAGGAUAAGCAUGUUUUAAAACAGAAACCAAUAAACUGGGGUAUGUUUGACGUUGUUUGUUUUGUAUGGCAUAAUGGGAUAUGAUAUACUUUAUACAUACUAUCAUGCUUAAUUUCCUAUAAGUUUCUGGGGUUUUUAUGGGAAUAAAUCUUUUAUAAUUUGCCAUGUACAGCUUGACCUAGUAAUAAGAGUUCUUUUUAAGGUGUGUUUGAGAACAUUUAUAUUGGAAAAGGCAACCCAGUGCCAUAAAGCAUAAAUAUUAGAGAUCUUUAAAAUGAUGAAAAUUUGAGCCUAGUCUUGUUUCAUAGCUGUUUAUUGUUUUCUUAUAAGAAAGAAUUCCACGUUUUCCAGGCAUUUUUUUUCCACAAUAGGAUUAAUAUAGUGGCACUGAAAUAGAAUUAUAUGCCAGUAAAAUUCAGUAACAUCAACAACCUUUUGGAAUAUGGCUAGACUAGGUGGAGGAAUACAGUACUGUUUAACCUCUGAAGAGCUUUGGGAUGUGUGUGUGUGUGUGUGUGUGAGAGUGUGAGUGUGAUCUUUAUUUUCUUUUGUACAUCAAAGCCAAGAUUCAUCAGUAUUUAAAUGUUUUCAAGUUAAUAUUUGAGAUUGUGGCUUGGAACAUGAUUCAGCCAUUUUCUCAUUUAUACAGGUGUUCAGAAGUGUAAUAAAAAUGUGAACAUGACUAAA